Messenger RNA from Geodia barretti, 2229 nucleotides. NCBI's taxonomy places the organism in Eukaryota, Metazoa, Porifera, Demospongiae, Tetractinellida, Geodiidae. The record is from the annotation of a GenBank genome assembly.
AUGCCAACUGAGUCAGGGAAAGAAAUAGAGGUAUGGCUAAAUCUCUGGAAACCCACAGAAUGCAACGAGACUGAUGAAAGUGAUGAAUAUGAACAAGCUGCAAGUUUUCAACAGUUUUCAGACGAGGAGCCAUUACCACAAGAAGAAAGCAACUCAGAAGAUGAUGUGAUUGCUGUUGACGAGGAGGCCGCAAUCCUACAAGAGGAAAGAAUCAUGGAGAGGGGAAAUUGUUAUGCAACCAGAGGGGCUGAGAUUAUUGGAAUGACCACUACUGGAGCAGCCAAAUACCACCACAUUCUAAAAAAUAUUCACCCAAAAAUUGUGGUGAUUGAAGAAGCUGCUGAAGUCUUUGAGUCUCACGUCAUAACCUCCUUACCUCCCUCUGUGCAGCAACUCAUCCUCAUUGGAGACCACAAACAGCUUCGACCCAAACCAAACCACUAUGAACUAGUUAAAAAGAAGUAUAAUCUUGACGUCUCCCUUUUUGAGAGGCUCAUAAAGAAUGGUAUUCCUCAUGUUACCCUAACAGUCCAGCACAGAAUGAGGCCAGACAUUGCCUCACUAAUACAUCCAGCUAUCUACCCUGAGCUACAAAAUGGACCACGAGCAAUUGAACAUGGGCAACACAAAAUAGCUGGAGUUGGGCACAGCCUUUUCUUUCUUCACCAUGAAUUCUAUGAGGACCCAAGCGAGUCACUCAGUCAUGUAAAUAUUCAUGAAGCCGAGUUUAUGGUUGCUUUGUGUCGCUACCUCAUCAAGCAAGAAUACGAACCAAGCCAAAUCACACUCCUCACUAUGUACAGAGGCCAACUUCUGCAAAUGAAGAAAAGAAUGAAGAUAAGCGAGUUCAAAGGUGUUCGUGUUGCUGCCGUGGAUGACUUUCAAGCCGAAUGCCCACCAUGUAUGCACAAAUGCUCCAACUACUGUCCUCACAGCAAGUGCCCAAGGAACUGCUACGAGCCUUGUGAUCCCUGUGCAGAGCCUUGUCAGUGGAACUGCGACCAUCUUAAAUGCACUAAGAAGUGUGGAGAGCUGUGCAAUCGUCCACGAUGUAACAUGCCAUGUCUAAAAAGACUCAAAUGUGGCCAUCCAUGUAUUGGUCUUUGUGGUGACAAGUGCCCCAAACUGUGCCGUGUGUGUGACAAUGAUAAGGUCACAGAGAUAUUUUUUGGAAAGGAAGAUGAACCAGAUGCCAGAUUUGUUCAGUUGCAAGACUGCAAGCAUGUCUUUGAAUAUACCGGCCUUGACAAGUGGAUGGACAGGGAAGAAUCUGAGGAAAUACAGUUCAAAAAGUGUCCUCGCUGCAGCACUCUCAUUCGAACAAGUUUGCGCUACUACAAUGAAGUAAAGAAAGUUCACAAUCACUUUGAGGAAAUCAAGAAAGAGCAGCUUCAAAUGUCAAAUAUUGGCCAAGUUCUAAUGCCCAAAUUUAGGGAGCUAAAAUCAAAGGGAGGGCAAUGUGUGGAAGUUAUAGUUGAUGUUAAGAAAAUCGAGUCCCUAUUAAGUCCAGACACACGGCCUCGGUACAUUUUGCCCCACUGCCUGAAUGCCAUUCAGAACCAGCUGGCAAUACUACCAACUAUUGUCACUAUGUACAAUGAGUUGACUCAAGUAGAGCAAAAGAGCUGGCAGUUCAGAGAUGGCAAGAUAAACAGUGAAGCAGUUCACCAACAAAUACAAUGUGUGCAAAGGUUUUUAAGGCAAGACUCUCUGACAGACCAACAGCUCAGUGAUAUCCAAUGUGAAAUCAGGCGACUCAACUGCAUGAUUCGUCUUUUGAAGCUCCACUCGCUUAUUAAAGAGAAACAAAUUACCAUCACACCUGAAGAAAAAGAGUGUUCCGAUAAGUAUGCAAGUUAUGUCUACCACAGUGGAGCAAGACACAAUAUUCCCAAAGUCUCUAAAGAAUUUGUGGAUAGAUUUUCGAAACUAAUAACAUUCUUUGAAACAAAAUACAAGUUGGACGGGGUAACGGAAGAGGAGCGUGUGGAGAUUGUCAAAGCUAUGGGUCUACAAAAGGGCCAUUGGUUCAAAUGUCCAAAUGGACACUACUACUGCAUCACAGAGUGUGGUGGAGCAAUGGAAGAAGCCAAGUGCCCUAAUUGUGAUGCCAGGAUUGGUGGAGCAAACCAUACACUUCGGGGAGAUAAUCGUCUGGCACCGGAAAUUGAUGGUGCACGAUAUGCAGCCUGGUCGGACCAAGCCAACAUGGCUAACUACCAGUUUUGA